Messenger RNA from Capra hircus (goat), 2140 nucleotides. RefSeq names its product megakaryocyte-associated tyrosine kinase (gene MATK). Gene Ontology annotation, molecular function: protein binding; protein tyrosine kinase activity; ATP binding. Gene Ontology annotation, biological process: protein phosphorylation. The transcript has 14 exons. The record is from RefSeq and is a predicted model, not a curated record. The coding region runs from base 469 to 1926 and encodes 485 amino acids. NCBI's taxonomy places the organism in Eukaryota, Metazoa, Chordata, Mammalia, Artiodactyla, Bovidae.
UCCCGGAGGCGUGGAUUCCCGGAACGCGCGGGUUGCGCGCCCCGCGGCGCCAGGCCGGGAAGUGGCGUGGAUCUCGACAGCGCCGCGCGGGAGGCGCCGGGGGCCCCGGAGGCGGGGCGGGGAGGGGCCGCCGGUGGCGGCGGCGCGCGGAGCAGACCGCAGUGCGGCCGGCGCUAGGACCCGCGGGGGCCGCUCAAGCUGCCGCGCCUCCCGCUCCCCCCACCCCGAUUCCAGCCCUUCCCCCCCAAAAUGAGGAAACGCAGCAACUUGCUCCAAGUUGUGCAGCCGGGGCCGCCUUGGGGUGCGCAGCCGGCGCGCGGGGGCACUCCUGGGGGCGGACACGGAGUGCGGCCCAGGGGCGACCCCUGAACAGGAGAAACUGCUUUUGCUUGCAUACCCGCGUGCCUGUGUCCACCUGUGUCCAAGCCCUGUGUGUUUCUGUGUGUUCUCGUGUGUACAUGGAUCAGUAUGCGUGGAAGCCCUCGCUUCCUCCACGCCUGGCACCCCUCACCCAUCUCAGCCAGGAUGCCAACAAGGCGCUGGGCCCCUGGCACCCAGUGCAUCACCAAGUGUGAGCACACGCGCCCCAAACCCGGGGAGCUGGCCUUCUGCAAGGGCGACGUGGUCACCAUCCUUGAGGCCUGCGAAAACAAGAGCUGGUACCGUGCCAAGCACCACGCCAGCGGGCAGGAGGGGCUGCUGGCGGCUGGGGCGCUGCGGGAGCGCGAGGCCCUCUCGGCGGACCCCAAGCUCAGCCUCAUGCCGUGGUUCCACGGGAAGAUCUCGGGCCAGGAGGCGGUGCAGCAGCUGCAGCCGCCCGAGGACGGGCUGUUCUUGGUACGGGAGUCCGCGCGGCACCCGGGUGACUACGUGCUGUGCGUGAGCUUCGGCAGCGACGUCAUCCACUACCGCGUGCUGCACCGCGACGGCCGCCUGACCAUCGACGAGGAGGCCUGCUUCUGCAACCUCAUGGCUAUGGUGGAGUAUUAUAGCAAGGACCAGGGGGCCAUCUGCACGAAGCUCGUGAGACCGAAGAGAAAGCAAGGCACCAAGUCGGCGGAGGAGGAGCUGGCCAAGGCCGGCUGGUUACUGAACCUGCAGCAUUUGACGUUGGGAGCGCAGAUCGGAGAGGGAGAGUUUGGAGCUGUCCUGCAGGGUGAGUACCUGGGGCAGAAGGUGGCCGUGAAGAAUAUCAAAUGUGACGUAACAGCCCAGGCCUUCCUGGAUGAGACAGCGGUCAUGACGAAGGUGCAGCAUAAGAACCUGGUGCGUCUACUGGGUGUGAUCCUACAUCAGGGCCUCUACAUCGUCAUGGAGCACGUGAGCAAGGGUAACUUGGUGAAUUUUCUACGGACACGGGGCCGGGCACUUGUGAACACCCCGCAGCUCCUGCAGUUUUCCCUGCACGUGGCCGAGGGCAUGGAGUACCUGGAGAGCAAGAAGCUGGUGCACCGCGAUCUGGCUGCUCGCAACAUCCUCGUCUCGGAGGACCUGGUGGCCAAGGUCAGCGACUUCGGCUUGGCCAAAGCCGAGCGGAAGGGGCUGGACUCCAGCCGGCUGCCCGUCAAGUGGACAGCACCCGAGGCUCUCAAGCAUGGAAAGUUCUCCAGCAAGUCGGAUGUCUGGAGCUUUGGGGUGCUGCUAUGGGAGGUCUUCUCAUACGGCCGGGCUCCAUACCCCAAGAUGUCACUGAAGGAGGUGUCAGAGGCCGUGGAGAAGGGGUACCGCAUGGAGCCCCCCGAAGGCUGUCCUGGGUCCAUCCAUGCCCUCAUGGGCAGCUGCUGGGAGGCUGAACCCACUCGCCGGCCACCCUUCCGCAAACUGGCUGAGAAGCUGGCCCGGGAGCUACGCAGCGCGGGUGCUUCAGCCCCCAAUGGGGGGCAGGACACGGACGGUCCCGCCCUGCCCCGCAGCCAGGAGCCCUGACCCUGCCCGCGGGGCUUCGGGCCCCAGAGGACUGAGAGAGUGGGGGGCUCAGGGUGGGGAUGCGGACCAGGCCUGAAGAGGGGCAGGGCCGGUGAGCUGCCUGCCCGGCUCGCACCACAGGGGCAGGCCCAGGGCGGGCACCCCUGGAAGCCCAUGGGCACCUUGACACCAGAAAGCGAACGAUUAGCGCCUGGAUAAAGACUGGUUCCAAGAA